CUCCAGUAAGGGAUAUGUAGACUUUUAUUCGCAAAAAUAAAGAAUAAGAACAAAUUUAUAAUAAUGGAAUAAAAAUAUGUUUAUAUAAAAACUAAAAAUUUAUAAAUAAAUAAGUACAUAAAUAGAUAUAUAAAUAUAUAAAUAUAAAAUUUUAUAAAUAAAUGAACAGAUAAAUAAAUAUCUAUCGGCGAUUUACCUACUGAUUUGGCCUGAGCACAGACAAAGUACAGAAUAAACGUGACAUGUAGUGCUUUUUCGUGCCUCAUGUUUUGAGGCUCAUCUGACCCUUUUACCAUUUUCGUGCCACAUACGACGUUAUCGAUUCAGUACAUAGUGCCGGUUUGAAUUAAAACUAAAUAAAGUUUAUAUAUAUGAAAAUAAUAAAUAAAAUAUAGAAUGAGAUAUCCUGUAAUCGCAAUAAAGUAUAGAAUCCUAUACCACUAUAAUACUUUAGAAAGUAUUGCACACUGUCAAAAUAAUGAAUUACUUAAAUGAUUCGUUUAAUUAGUUUCAAAACGUAAAGCUGUAAUUUCAUGUAUCUGACACAUAAAAAUGUGAAUUUUUUAAUCUUUUCUAUUUUCAUCUUUCUAUUCUCAAAUCAAUUAUUAAUUAUAUAUUACCAAACAUAGGUAGUCUGACUCACAAACUCACAAAGAACCAAUAAAAAAAGCAAAAAGGUCGCCAAAAUCAUGCUUCUGUAGAAAAAUACCAAUCAAAUACAUCGAUCUUCACAAAUAUGCUAAAACUAAACAAACGAUGUGAUUUCAAAUUAAAACUUGACAAUAACGCUUAAAACUAACGACGAAACUUAAAGCUAAAACUUAAAAGUAGAGCUUAAGACUAAGCCUUAAAACUAGGACUUAAAACCACUUGUUCCAAGUCAGACAAUGCAUCUUUGUAUAAAAAGUACACACUAUGAACUAAGCCUAAAUAUAUUUAUCUUAAAAUUAAUUAAAAACAAAACACACACAUCCCAUGAUAUCUCUGCGAUUUUCAUGGCGAAUGCUACCAAUUUACUAAGGUAUUUAAGCUAGCUAAUCAUACAAAGGAUGCAUAGAUUUACCGAAGUAAUACAAUAGCAUUGUUGAUUACAGAAACAAGAUCGCACUGCACAACGUCCGUUUGACAUUUUUCUGACUUUUUUUUUUUAGUAUCCUUUGGUUUAUACCUAAGAUUUCAGGGUGGCAAUCUUGUUGGCGAAUAGUGCAAUCAGUGACCACGAGAGUACCUUAUCCCUACGAUAGUGUACAUGGAUUUACAAUAAUACAAGUAUUGAUGUAAAAAUGUAAUAAGUUCAAAAAUGGUUGAUAAUAACUCACCUCCAACUAAUCUUUGGGAUACACUAUCCAGCGCAACUACAUUUGACAGAGGUAACAAUGCAAAUUCAACACUAUGUUUGGACAAUGAAAGUAAUCUGAACAAUAGGCAAAUUGUGAGCAUAGUUAGAACUUCCAGCAGUCUUUUAAUUGCAUCACUCAUACAGCAAUUGUGUAUACUAUUUGAAGAUGAUUCAGUACGCAGAAAUAAAUUGUAUUUUGCUAUUUGUGAUAGACUUCACAAAUUGGAACUAAUUGAUGAUUCCUACAAUAUGAUGGAAUUCGAACCAUUAAGAAAUCAAUAUCAACAAGCACUGUAUCACUUGUUUACAGUUACACGUGCAGCAGCCGGUUGUGAAAAUUCACUUCAGAUUUCAAGUUUAUGUAGACCAUCAAUGACAGAAUGGUCCCGGUAUCAUAGAGAGUUUCAAGAAAUAAGUUUUAUCGCUGCUGGAGGAUUUGGUUAUGUUUUUAAAGCUUUACAUCGUCUUGAUGGUAUUGAAUAUGCCAUUAAGAAGAUAACAGUUCGUUCUGAUCGAGUUAAAAAUAUAAUGCAGCAUCUUGAAGAAGUGAAAACUCUUGCCAAAUUAAAUCAUACCAAUAUAGUUUCAUAUAAAGGUGCAUGGAUUGAACCAAUGUUGCCUUCAAGGCAGCAUUUAGUAUCCUUAAGUCAUUUGCAAAGCAAAUUAGAUUCUAUUGAACAUAACAAAACAAAUGAAUAUAGAUCGUGGAUAAAUCAGACUUCCAGUUCACGAAGUCAACAAAAUUUGGAUACUGGGAGUAGUGAAAGUCCAAAAGAAAAUGACAAACAGGACAUGUUGUCACAACAUAGUAAAUGGACAAAUUAUAACUCUGAAAAUGUUAAGAAGGAUGAGGAGAGAACUAAUUCAAACAGUAUAUCUUUUAGGAACGAUAGCGAACAUCAAAAUAAUAAAACAGAAAAUAAUACAAAUUAUACUGAUGGCAGUAAUUCAUAUGAAGAAUCCAGUAAAAAUAAGAUGCUUUUACCAUAUAUACCUCAAACAAAUAAAUAUACAACAUUGUAUAUUCAAAUGGCUCUUUGUGAAAAAACGCUUCAACAGUGGCUUGACGAAAGGAUAGAGGUAACGCCACAAGAAAUGCUCAUUGCAAUAUUAACACAAACUCUUCAUGGUUUAGACUACAUACAUUCUCGUGGAAUUGUGCAUCAUGACAUAAAGCCAAGCAAUAUAUUUAUUUCAACGUCAGGGCAGCUACAAAUACAGUUAGGAGAUUUUGGAUUAGCUUGUCCAUUACGAAGUGAAAAUCACCAUUCCAUAAUAGGAACACAAAUGUAUGCAGCGCCAGAGCAACUACAAGGAAAAUGUGAUCCUAAAAGUGACAUAUAUAGUUUAGGAAUAGUACUUUUAGAGCUGAUAGUGCAUACAAGAACUCAGAUGGAAAGAAUUGAAAUAAUUAAUAGUUUGAAAAUGGGACAUAUACCAACAACAUUAGCUGCUACUCAUCUUAAGUGGGCGCAUAUAGUAAGCCAAUUAGUUCAAGAUGAGCCCGAGAAUCGGCCAUCAACGAAUCAAUUGUUACAAGACUUAAACGAAGAUAAAGAUAUGAUGAUAGCGCGUUUAAAGAUUGACAUUGCUAAAAAAGACGAUGUAAUACAAAAAUUACAGGAAAGGAUAUUAAUAUUAGAAGAACAGAUGGUUAAACAUAGUACAUCGUUGCAAGAUAUAUAAACCUUUGUAUUAUUAGACUGAAAGAUAGCGAGUUUUUUUUUU
Messenger RNA from Bombus huntii, 3067 nucleotides. Its product is annotated as eukaryotic translation initiation factor 2-alpha kinase 1-like. Gene Ontology annotation, molecular function: protein kinase activity; ATP binding. The coding region runs from base 1301 to 3025 and encodes 574 amino acids. Lineage: Eukaryota; Metazoa; Arthropoda; Insecta; Hymenoptera; Apidae. The record is from RefSeq and is a predicted model, not a curated record. Gene Ontology annotation, biological process: protein phosphorylation. The transcript is spliced from 9 exons.